AUGGUUCCCUUCGCCAAUCCAUCACUCAAUUCCGUCGCCCACGGCGCGACUUUUGGGCAUCCACUCCUUUCAGCGUUUUCUAUUUCUCGUCCAUUGCGCCCGCCCGGCUCUGUGUUCUCCGUUCCACCUUUCUUGUCCGGGGCUCCGUCUUUUACAAGGAGCCCACGCCCCGUCCUCCAGCAGCAAACACCAGCACGCGCGAUCGAUCACUCUCGACGCCAUGGGCGGACACACGCGAAGCAAUGGCGGACGCACCCACCUAUUCCUUGUCCUCAGGCCACUGACAGCGCGCGCGUGUCGCAACACGACCUAGACAAGAGAGCGCUCCCGCCGUGGCGAUACCGACUUCGACAGCAGGCGCUGCCGCUGAUCCGAUGGGAGACGCCGUACCUCGCGUGGAUGCAAAAGAGGCUGCGCACGCCGGCGCUCGAUAGCUACUUUGCCAUUACCGCCAACCUGGGCACCCAUACCUUCUUCAUGGUCUUUCUUCCCAUGUGCUUUUGGUGCGGCCAGGCCUGGUUCGGGAAAGGGCUCGUGCAUAUUCUCGCCCUUGGCGUCUUCUGGACCGGCUUCAUCAAGGACUUUUACUCGCUGCCCCGACCGCUCUCACCGCCGCUGCACCGCAUCACCAUGUCCGGCUCCGCGGCGCUCGAAUACGGCUUUCCCUCGACGCACAGUGCCAAUGCCGUUUCCGUCGCCGUCUACGGCCUCUUGCUCCUGAAAAGCCCCGAGAAUACGCUGCCGCCCGCCAUGAAGCUGUUCCUAGAGUGCCUGUCGUACUUUUACGCCGUGUCCAUUGUCUUUGGGCGGCUGUACUGCGGUAUGCAUGGUUUCCUCGACGUCUUUGUGGGCUCCGUGACGGGCGUCGCCAUUGGCAUGCUCGAAUUUUGCUACGGUCCGGCGUUUGACGCGUACAUGCACUCGAGCUCUUGGGUGGCACCCGCGAUGGCCUGCUUGGUCAUUGUUGUGCUUGUGCGCAUUCAUCCGGAGCCCGCCGAUGAUUGUCCGUGCUUUGACGACAGCGUUGCGUUUGCGGGCGUCGUGAUUGGCCUCGAGUUUGGAUCGUGGACCUAUGGCAAGAUUCCGUGGGACCCUUGGGUGUCCCACGCGUACGCUGGCAACGGCACCGUCGACGUCACUCCGCUCGGCUGGGGUCUGAAUAUUGUUCGCAUCAUCUUUGGCGUCCUCAUCGUAUUUGCCUGGCGCGAGACGAUGAAGCCGCUCCUUCUCAAGAGCCUGCCGCAUCUGUUCCGCCUCAUCGAGUCCUCCGGCUUCACCCUGCCCCGUCGCUUCUUCACCCCCGCCAGCGAGUAUAAGUCGGUACCGCCCGGUUCCCGCAUCGACACCCUAUUCCCGUCCCCAUCCGACUUUCCGCGCAUGGUGGCGGGUAUCCGCCACCCGACGACGCGCGGUCGCUCUGUGUCCAUUGGCCCGCAGAGCGCCGCGGACGCGUACGAGACACUGGCCUACCGCGAGCGCCAGCGGCGCGAGAGCGUCAGCAGCAACCACAGCAUUGGCAAGUCGGACGAUUACUCUGGCAAGGCGCUGUCGUCGGGCGCACAAAAAUCCGCUUCUACAGAGUACGAAAAGAUGAUUGCUGGGAAUGAGGCUGCAAUGACCCUAGGUGACGAACCCACGGAGCAGCAGAGCCGAGCUGUUGAUGAGAAGGAAGUGUUUGCGCUUCUUGUCAAGCCGCGUGAAUUGCAUGGUUUGCAGUUGCAUUAA
This is a messenger RNA of Cordyceps militaris CM01, 1725 nucleotides long. Its product is annotated as sphingosine-1-phosphate phosphohydrolase. Lineage: Eukaryota; Fungi; Ascomycota; Sordariomycetes; Hypocreales; Cordycipitaceae. The transcript is spliced from 4 exons. The record is from RefSeq and is a predicted model, not a curated record. Gene Ontology annotation, molecular function: sphingosine-1-phosphate phosphatase activity. The coding region runs from base 1 to 1725 and encodes 574 amino acids. Gene Ontology annotation, cellular component: endoplasmic reticulum membrane.